AUGUGCCACCGUAUCAUCGCCGAGAGGGUGUGCGAGGAUUGCGGAUCGAAGAUGGGUGAAACGGUCAUUGGAUUCGAGGCGUGUUCUCGCAGGUGCCCUACCCCAAGCUAUCGCCUGAGCGCCGAGCCCUUCGAACAAGUCUGUGCCGAAUGCGCAGCGUACUGGAGACACCGUGACUCUGACGCAGCUCUCACGAGUGGCUCUGAAGCAGACCACAGCAUCUUUCCUAAGCCGUUUGCAAAGGAAGGCGGUACACAAAGACGCAGAAAAUCAAGCACCAAUUGGAUUGAGGCGGCAGAAGGGUAA
This is a messenger RNA of Clonostachys rhizophaga, 306 nucleotides long. The record is from the annotation of a GenBank genome assembly. Lineage: Eukaryota; Fungi; Ascomycota; Sordariomycetes; Hypocreales; Bionectriaceae.